AUCAGACAAGAUGAUACUCACAUUACAUCUUGCCAACAUGACGGGUUCUCUCGAUUCGCUUUGAUCACGCGUCUCGCGGACAGGACGACAUUCUCAAACAAUCCUCUCAUUUUUUCAACACGUUUUAACAUCCUCCUCCCUUGAUAUAAACAUCGUCGGCAUCUAUUACCAGACCUGGCACGCUCUAAUUCACCGUUCUGAGUACAAACAAGAAAUCUAGCCGGAAGUACCGGAAUCAAUUGCAAGAUUCUAUCUCAUUCGCUACAUACGUCACACAAGUCUAAGGCGACCUGGAAAAGAUGGGGAAGAUGAUAUCUGGAAAGCAUCUCCUUCACGACGGGGACCGUGCACCCGCACAAGAUUGUAAAGCAAUGGCUCACAGCGACGAAGAGCGACUUCGAUUACUUUAUAUGAUCAAUAUCGGAUCGGAAUCCCCCGAAGCAGUGCUACGAGAAGCAUACAUCUCCGCAAAGGACAUCGCCGUCGAACGGCCCCUACCUUUUACCACCACUCCACCGGUCAACUUUGCUAUGGUGGCCCCCGGACUAUACCGUAGCGGCUAUCCUCAGGCACCGGAUUAUUCGUUCAUGCGUACUCUUAACCUCAAGACAAUCGUCACCCUUGUCGGCAAAGAACUUCCCGACGGCUAUCAAGAAUUCAUCAAGGGUAACCAUAUCAAACACGAAAUCUUCGACAUGGCCGGUACUAAAAAGGCCGACAUUCCAGCAAAGACCAUGCAGUCUAUCAUCGCGGUCGUCGGCAACCGAAAGAAUUACCCUCUACUUAUUCACUGCAACCAAGGAAAACACCGAACCGGAUGCGUGGUCGGCAUCCUCCGCAAGGCUAGCGAAUGGGAUACUACUAGUAUCAUUCGCGAAUAUACUAAAUUCGCUGAGCCUAAGGUUAGGGAGACAGACGUGAAAUACAUCACCGACUUCAGCCUGUCUGACCUCAAGAACGUCGUGCCAAAACCGAGCCGCCUGCCAUUUAUUCAAAAUACCUUUUACGGUAUGGUGAUGGUGGCCUCUUUCACCCUAUCAGUCUGGAUGUACUCUACCAAACUUUUACUACUUACAACCACUUAAUUUGGGAUGAUACUACUACUACCACUGGAAUUCCAUGGACAUUAAGGGUCACUAGAUGAAUGAAGUUUACGUUACCUACUAUUUGGAUGAUAAUUGGGAGGAACAGGUUAAAGAAAGAUUUGCGAUUCGGCAUGUCUGGUAGAUCCGGAGUAUGGAGCACGAAGCAUGUUCUGCGCAUAAAUUGCCCCGCAUUGUAUUAGAAGGGGGGAAGAGGCAGAAGGAGAUGGGGAAAGUCAUAUUGCAUAUGGCAUCAUAAACAAAAUUGGACUCAUUGGAGAUGCAUAGGACGAGAGGAUUCAUAAGGGGGGGUCGGUUUAGGAGACCAUUCAAGUGCUGAGGAGUCUCCCGGCGUUUAUUACGGAUCGCCUUUGAUAGACGAGUCCGUCAUGUCUUUUUCUCCUUUGACUACAUCAAAUCUCGAUAAUUGGCGAUCAUCAAACAGGGGAUGGAGUAGUUGGUAGAACUUGGUUUGAGAAGUUCGUGGCCAUGUUGUCUAGAGAGACCGAAAUGAUGGAUCGAAGGAUCUUGGGAUAACUCAAUUUGACUAUUUGACACAACAAUCUGGAGAUAUUUGCAAAUCAAUGAUGUGAUAUUCGUGAAUCUCGUA
Molecule: messenger RNA, 1692 nt
Organism: Annulohypoxylon maeteangense
Lineage: Eukaryota; Fungi; Ascomycota; Sordariomycetes; Xylariales; Hypoxylaceae
Product: tyrosine phosphatase family-domain-containing protein
Exons: 1
Coding region: 300-1085 (261 amino acids)
Biological process (GO): protein dephosphorylation
Cellular component (GO): cytoplasm
Molecular function (GO): inositol diphosphate tetrakisphosphate diphosphatase activity; phosphatase activity
Source: RefSeq, a predicted model, not a curated record